UUUUGCUGGAAAUGGCAGCGAAUUCACUCACCGCGUGUUGCAUCCGUUCACCCAAAUUCCAUUGCUUCUGUCCACCUCGAUUUCUCUAGGGUUCUCCCCUCCCAUUCGCGCCGGCUUUGUCCCCUUCCUCUUCGUCGCCAUCCACCGCCGAAGUCGAGCCCCGACUUGGGCUUCGUCGCCAUCUCCGACUUCCUGUGAGUUGCAAUCCACCGCCGAAGACGAGCUCCGUCUUGGUCUUCGUCGCCAUCUUCGCAGAGGACCAGCCCCGACUUCGUGUUCGUCGCCAUCUCCGAUUUCGAGUUUCAGACCACCGGCGCAUCUUCAUCUUCUUCCACGCGAGCGAUCUUGGUCUUCGACCAUCGAUCUGGAGUCUUCGUCCACCGGAAGCGAUCUUGGUCUCUGUUUCAGCGAGCGAUCUUUGUGUUCGCCAUCUCCGCCGAAGUCGACCUCCGAUUCCGACUUGCAGACCGCCGUUCAUCCUCGUCGCCAUCUUCGUCCACGGUUGGUACAUAUUAAGUGGGCAAAAAUAGGACACAUUACUUUGAAGGAAUAUUGAAUAAGCAUAUGGUUGUGUUUUAGUGACGUAAGAAGAGAUGCAAAAUCAGGACGGUCCUCUGUCUAACAGAGAAAUGGAACCCACAGCACCCAUCCAAGCAUCAGAAGUUGAUGAUUGGUCAAAGUUCAAGGAUGAUGGUGUUAUGCAAGAACAAUCUGCCAGUUGUUACGAGGAUGUGGAGAAAAUUCCUUUCGUAGGUGAUAAGGAGCCUAUUUCAACAUUAGCAGCUGAAUAUCAGUCAGGAAGCCCUAUUUUACAGGACAAAAUAAAGGUGCUCAAUGAACAAUUUGCUGCCCUAAGGCGAACAAGGGGUGAUGGUAACUGCUUUUUUCGAAGUUUUAUGUUCUCAUACCUGGAGCAUGUUUUGGAAUCACAAGACCGCGGAGAAGUUAAUCGUAUUACAAUUAAUGUGGAACAAUGCAGAAAGACACUUCAGAAUUUGGGUUAUCCAGACUUUACGUUUGAAGAUUUCUUUGCGUUAUUUUUCGAGCAGCUGGAGAAUGUUCUUCAAGGAAAUGAGGUUUCUAUAAGUCAUGACGAGCUUCUACAGAGGUGCCGAGAUCAGUCUGUGUCAGACUAUGUUUCUUGGGUAGUUGUUAUGUUCUUCAGAUUUGUUACCUCUGGUGAGAUUCGAAAACGCUCAGAGUUCUUUGAACCCUUUAUUCUGGGAUUAACAAAUGCAACAGUAGAGCAGUUUUGCAAGUCAUCUGUGGAGCCAAUGGGUGAAGAGAGUGAUCAUGUCCACAUAACUGCCCUAUCAGAUGCACUGGGUGUCCCCAUCCGUGUUGUAUAUCUCGACCGCAGUUCAUGUGAUACUGGUGGUGUCAGCGUAAAUCAUCACGAUUUCAUUCCUGCUUCCAAUGAUCUUCCUGUCGGUACUGGUGGCGGCUCCGAGACUGUCAAACCAUUUAUCACCUUGCUAUACAGACCGGGUCACUAUGACAUUCUCUAUCCCAAAUGAAACACUGCCAUCUGUAAGUUCUUGCUGUUUCUUUCCUGAUUCAGGUGCCAAGCUAAGUUGAUAAAUUGCUUCUUCAAUAUCACUUGCAAUUAAAUGUUGCUCACCAAUCAAAAUGACGCAACCCAUUGUUGAUCAGCUUUUCAUCUCGCCAUCAAAACCUCCUGAAGUUGUGGUUCUGUAAUGCAUUUUGAAGUUGCCGUUUUGAUAUUCUGAUUGGAGCUUCCGUGAUUAGCAGGAGCUGACCAAUGUCAGACUUAUCUGGAAUACUUAUUUCUUACAGAUGGUUAGACUGUUGCUCGAGUAUGCUGAUUAUCUAGACCGCUUCUGUCUGUUUGCCUGCUUUUGUAAUUCAUCCAUUUGUGGUUCUUGUUGGCUGUGAAUAUAUUCAACAAACUCGGGGGGGUGGGGUAAGUAAAGCUGGCCUUUUUAGCCAUAUGCAUGGUUGGCAGAACUUUGUCAUCUGAGAAAAUGCUUUAAAACAACUCUCCAUCUGUUUUGUACUCUUAACUCUUAAGGGCCAAUGACUUUCCAAGAUUUUUUGAGUUUGAAAUUGCUGGAUUGUUCAAAUGAGACAAUGCCCAUAUUCUCUCCCCCAGUCUUUACUUCAUUUGGACAAUUAUGAACUUCUGAAAUAAAAUUCUCCACUCUUAGAAGUUUCCAGAAAUUCUCAUCUUGUGGUGGUGGGUGUCAUUUGUAUAUAUCCCCUUUUUAAGAGAAUGGAAGAAGGAAACUAGAGAUGAGAGAGAUUGUAAUUUGUCUGAGUUCACUCCACUCCACUCAACCCCACCCCCACUCCACUCCACUCUCUUAAAUGAUUUAUCUAUUAGGAAAUUUUAUACCCAUUAACAAGAUUGACAAAUAAUUUUCACAAAUUAAAGUGACUUAAAUUUAUAAUAAUUUUAUAGUGAGUGCCAGCCCUUCUACCAACUGCAGUUCAACUAACAGCCCUAUCAUCUUCAUCUUCUGACCUUACAGUCAAUUGUGCAAAAAAGGCUUUUCCAUACAGUGAAAGAUCUCUUUGCAGUUUCGCGUAAGAUGAUUUUUUUUCCUGUAGUUAGCAUUUUUAGAUGUGCAGGGUUACACUAAAUACACAAAAGAAAAGACUUGUUUUAAACAUCCUGAGGUCAAACGUAACAAUGUGCCUCAAAUCAUAUCCCAUCCAUUUAUCAAUACGAUAUUGCCAAUUAUAUGUACUCUUAUUUAGACCAUUCAGUUUACUGAAUCUUUUCUUAAUAUUUUGAAAACAAACAAAUCCCACAUAGUAAGUUCAAAAGCACUAGUUUUAAUAGAAUUGAAUAUUGUUACACAUAUGAGGAGCGCAACGCAAUUAUCUCAAAUUUCUUUUUAACCAAGGUGUGGAGGAGAACCAGAAGCCAGACUUGGACCACCAUUUACUAGUCUUGCGUAGUAAGUAGUAGUAUCCACAUAUCCCAGAUUGUGACUCGUCCCAACAUGCUUUGCAUUGCAUUAAUAGCUCACACCCACAUUUCGAGCCAAGCAAAGAGACUAACUUGUGGGAAUCAAGACUUGUAUCUAUCAAUGGGAGGAUAAUUAAUAGCUUCACUGCCACGAAUUCUUCCACCUUCAAGACCUGAUUUAUGGCAAAAUGUCACGUUCCCUUUACUACUUAUAGAAACUAAAUUCCACAAGAUUUUAUGGCAAGACGGACGUCCAUAUGUUUAAGUAAUAGCACAGACUAUUUCUGCUAAUUCCACGAUUUAUUACGGCACCAAAAUGAAAACAAACAUCUUUUUAAAGUUUACACUAUUUCUAGUCCAAAAAGAACAAAGAAUACGAGAACAUGCCUUUCUCCAUCUGAACUACUGUUCCUACAAAUAUCAUCCCUCUCACCCACCCUAGAGCUAGAACAAGGCCUGAUGCAAUGUCAAAUGUCAUUUCUCACUCAAGUAACAUCAACAAAAGAUUUCAACAAAAUACACGGUCUCAAGCACCACCCAUCCAUCUUGAAUCAUUUUCAUCAAAGUAAAUAAUAACCAACAAAAUCACUCAAUUUAAGCAAUAGUUUAAAACAGAUAUUACUACAAAAUUCCAAUUUUACUCGCAGAAGAGAAAGGAUCAUUUCCCAGACACUAAUAUAGCUGGGCUCACCACUCCUAGUCCUGAAAACAUCAAAUGGUCAAAAGAUUUAAUUCCUUUUACAAAUUCAAGAUCAUUAAAAAAAAAAAAGAAAAAAAAAAAGCAAAAUAAAA
Molecule: messenger RNA, 3727 nt
Organism: Diospyros lotus (date-plum)
Lineage: Eukaryota; Viridiplantae; Streptophyta; Magnoliopsida; Ericales; Ebenaceae
Product: OVARIAN TUMOR DOMAIN-containing deubiquitinating enzyme 1
Exons: 10
Coding region: 594-1517 (307 amino acids)
Biological process (GO): protein K48-linked deubiquitination
Cellular component (GO): nucleus
Molecular function (GO): ubiquitin binding; cysteine-type deubiquitinase activity
Source: RefSeq, a predicted model, not a curated record